Molecule: messenger RNA, 715 nt
Organism: Fragaria vesca subsp. vesca
Lineage: Eukaryota; Viridiplantae; Streptophyta; Magnoliopsida; Rosales; Rosaceae
Product: DCC family protein At1g52590, chloroplastic-like
Exons: 5
Coding region: 76-606 (176 amino acids)
Molecular function (GO): protein-disulfide reductase activity
Source: RefSeq, a predicted model, not a curated record
GGACUGGAAUUCCUCCCAAAUUUCAGUUUCAUAUAAGUGCCACUGUCGGGCGCCGAAGCCACCCAAAAGUUCCAAAUGGCGCUUCUGCUUCCUGGCGGGUGCAUCCGAGUAAGGCCACCACUCAGCGAGUCUCGGCCAGCUCACGUUAGACGGAAGCUCACUACUUUUGCUACUGUAUCCCCAACUCGAGGAGAAUCAGUUGACUGGGUCCAAGCAACUUCAUCCUUCUUUGAAGACGACACAAGACCCAUCAUGCUAUUUGACGGUGUUUGCAACUUGUGUAAUGGAGGUGUGAAGUUCGUGCGUGACAACGAUCGAAACAGGAGAAUGAGGUUUGAAGCUCUCCAGAGUGAAGCAGGGAGGAAACUGCUACAAAGAUCGGGGAGAGCUCCUGAUGAUAUAUCUAGUGUUGUGCUGGUUGAAAAGGACAGAUCAUUCAUAAAGUCAGAAGCUGUUGUGAAGAUAAUGGAACACAUAGACCUACCCUUCCCCCAACUAGCAUUCUUCUUACAGUUUGUUCCCCUCUUCAUACGGGAUUUCAUAUAUGACAAUGUUGCAAACAAUCGUUACAGCAUUUUUGGUCGCUCAGAGUCGUGUGAGAUAUAGAAAUUAUAAUACUUGAUCUUCCCUAUAAAAGGUAUGUAUGUAUAUUGCCAAGUGGAGAUCUAAAAUAUCUGAUGACGUCUAGUCUUGUAACUGCAUUUUGAUUACAUUG